ACGGGGAGGGCGCAUUUCUCUGGGCGAGUCAUGUUGCCAUGUGUACGGGAGGCAUACAUUUCAGGGUAGUAGGCAGGUCGCUGUGGGUACAGCCCGGGUGUAAGCGGGCGGGGACGGGGACGUCUCGCUUUCGUCGGAGUUCCGUUUACUGCUCCCAUAACAGUCCGAAGGUCCGUGGAGUGCGGGUCUAAAAGUCCGGUGGGCGCAGUUCGCUAAACGUCUGUUAGUCCCCGGCUAGUGCCGCGUAGCGACGUGUGUGAGUGAAAGAUUGGCCAUUAAAGCCACGGUGUUUUGUUUUGUUUUUGUUUUUGUUUUGUUUUUGUUUUGCGACUUUGAAAAAACUUGAGGACUCUUUUUUUAUUAUUAUUAAGCAAUGUCGAUAACACAGAUGCGUCUGUUUCAAAGUGCAAGUGUGCGUCUUUUCAAUCGGAGGCGAAAUGACUUGACGCUGGGUCGCAGCGGGCUGCAGCAGCCGGUGGGGGCCGGGGGUCCCGGUGUCCACUCAGUCAUUCCGUGUCCGCUGUCCCCCUCCUCUCUCCCCGGCAGAGCCAUCUCUGGACUCAGUGCAUCGCGGCGGGGACUCACCCAGGCGAAAAUGGCCGAGAACGGAGUAGCCCCCCGGGGCAAAGUGUUGACCAUCGACACCAUGAACCCCACUGUGAAGAUGGUUGAAUAUGCUGUGCGUGGACCCAUCGUGCAGCGUGCGGUGCAGAUUGAGCAGGAACUGAAAGAGGGAGUGAAGAAGCCCUUUGCUGAGGUCAUCAAGGCCAACAUAGGUGAUGCACAUGCCAUGGGCCAACAGCCAAUCACCUUCUUUCGCCAGGUCUUGGCACUCUGCUCUUACCCUGAACUGUUGAACGACAGCACAUUCCCAGAGGAUGCUAAAAGCAGAGCACGCCGCAUUUUGCAGUCCUGCGGAGGGAGCAGCAUGGGUUCCUACAGUGCCAGUCAGGGCAUAGACUGUGUGCGUCAGGAUGUGGCCUGCUACAUUGAGAGGAGGGAUGGUGGGGUUCCCUGUGACCCAGAUGACAUUUACCUCACCACAGGCGCCAGCGACGGUAUCAUGACCAUGCUGAAGCUGCUGGUUUGCGGUGAGGAUGAGAGUCGUACCGGCGUGAUGAUCUCCAUCCCCCAGUACCCGCUCUACUCAGCUGCCCUGGCCGAGCUGGGUGCCGUGCAGAUCAACUACUAUCUGAAUGAAGACAAGUGCUGGAGUCUGGACAUCAGCGAGCUUCAGCGCGCCCUGGAGGAGGCCAGGGCUCAUUGCAAACCCCGAGCUCUCUGCAUCAUCAACCCUGGAAACCCCACCGGCCAGGUCCAGAGCAGGCAGUGCAUCGAGGAUGUCAUCCGUUUCGCCGCAAAGGAGCACCUCCUCUUGAUGGCUGAUGAGGUGUACCAGGAUAACGUGUAUGCUGAGGGUUGCCAGUUCCACUCCUUUAAAAAGGUGCUGUUUGAGAUGGGACCAGAGUACUCCAACACCGUGGAACUGGCAUCCUUCCACUCCACCUCCAAAUGUUACAUGGGAGAGUGUGGCUUUCGUGGAGGCUACAUGGAAAUUAUAAACAUGGACCCGGAAGUGAAGAGUCAGUUGACUAAGCUGGUGUCAGUCCGUCUGUGUCCCCCUGUCCCUGGACAGGCCCUUAUGGAUCUGGUGGUCAACUGCCCCCAGCUUGGGGAGCCCUCCUACAACAACUUCAUCAAGGAACGCACUGCCACCUUAAAUGCCCUAGCAGAGAAGGCCAAGCUGACGGAGCAGAUUUUGAACACGGUGCCGGGGAUCAGCUGUAACCCGGUGCAGGGUGCCAUGUACUCCUUCCCCAGCAUCACUAUCCCCAAGAGAGCCAUCGAGGAGGCCACGGAGAAGGGCCAGGCUCCAGACAUGUUUUACUGCAUGAAGCUGCUGGAGGAGACUGGGAUUUGCCUGGUCCCUGGAAGCGGCUUUGGCCAGAAGGAGGGAACCUACCACUUCAGAAUGACCAUUUUGCCACCAACUGAAAAGCUGAAGACCCUGCUGAAUAAAGUGAAGGAGUUCCACCAGAACUUCACCGAGCAGUAUUCCUAAACUGCCAUAUCGCUUCCUCCAGUCAGAGGAGAGGAGUGCGCCAACAGACACCAGGAUCGGCCAGUCAGAAUCCACCUGUCGUUCUUAAGUGCCUUCCCCCACAGUGGCUCUGGUGGUCUCUAUGAUGAUACACUUUCAGCCUCAACAAGAUUGCCAUUUUUGGACGUAUGUGGACGAUACAUAAGGCACUGUUUGCAUCAAAAAUCUCAAGACCAGAGCAGAUACAGUUUUUUUUCUUUUUUUUUUAACAGAGGGAUUUGUCUGUUUAGUAUGGCAUGUAUAACUUGAUAUCAUCUGUGUCAUUUCAGUUUUGAAGGCUAUAUGUGUAACUAAGUCUAUGUAUAUGUUGAGUAUGAGAGAGCGCUUGUCUACAUGUGCAUCAGGAAAAUGAAGCGGUACGAGGGAAAAGAAUAUGAAGACGCUGCAGGCGAACCUUGACAUAACGCAUGGAAAGACCUGACGUUCAUGAUAACUUAGAGCAGAGUUGAUUUUGUAUUUUCAAAAUAAAAAAUAACAAUUCAUAUUAUGGCUGUCAUUGCUUUGCUACACAAAGUAGGCUUUUUAGGAAGACUGUGGUGUAUUUAUAGCUCACAGUUAGACCUCAUGACAACUCUCCAAAACAUCAAGAU
Lampris incognitus (smalleye Pacific opah) is the source of this 2691-nucleotide messenger RNA. It is a transcript of the gene gpt, whose product is annotated as glutamic--pyruvic transaminase. The record is from RefSeq and is a predicted model, not a curated record. Gene Ontology annotation, molecular function: pyridoxal phosphate binding; L-alanine:2-oxoglutarate transaminase activity. The transcript is spliced from 11 exons. Bases 374 to 2062 code for a protein of 562 amino acids. Lineage: Eukaryota; Metazoa; Chordata; Actinopteri; Lampriformes; Lampridae. Gene Ontology annotation, biological process: biosynthetic process.